Clupea harengus (Atlantic herring) is the source of this 1290-nucleotide messenger RNA. It is a transcript of the gene dnajc7, whose product is annotated as DnaJ (Hsp40) homolog, subfamily C, member 7. The transcript is spliced from 7 exons. The record is from RefSeq and is a predicted model, not a curated record. Gene Ontology annotation, molecular function: protein binding. The coding region runs from base 248 to 1048 and encodes 266 amino acids. Lineage: Eukaryota; Metazoa; Chordata; Actinopteri; Clupeiformes; Clupeidae.
GUGAUAGCAGCCACGUGAUUGCAACGGCCGGCAAUGACUUUUGCAUUUUCUUGCGGAAAUAAAUCUAUAGUUUCAAAUUGUUGCUGGGAUAAACUUCACUAUACUGUUGCCCAAAAAAGUGGCCGCGCAUGCGUCGAAUGGUACUGGCCUGAAACUGCUGGUCUGAAACGGCGUCACUGGCUCUGCAGACAGAUAUCAUUGUCCGCGUCGGCAAACGUUUGACUUUACCAGGGCCCGCAGAGAGCGCAUGCCCUCCCCUUCCUUUCACAGCAAAAUGUCGUCAGUAGACUUCGAUGUACCCAUGGAUCCAGAAAUGGAAUUACUCGAUGAUGAGGACAUGGAAAGGGAUGCAGAGGAUUUUAAAGAGCAAGGUAAUGCCUACUAUAUAAAGAAGGACUACUCAGAAGCUUUCAACUACUACACAAAAGCCAUUGACAUGUGCCCGAAGACUGCCAGUUACUAUGGUAAUCGAGCUGCCACUCUGAUGAUGUUGAGUCGCUAUAGAGAGGCACUGGAGGACUCCCAGAUGGCUGUGAGGCUUGAUGACGCCUUCGUUAAGGGUCACGUUCGGGAGGGUAAGUGCCACUUGUCUCUCGGUAAUGCCAUGGCAGCCAGCCGUUGUUUCCAGAGGGUUCUUGAACUAGAACCUGACAAUGUCUCGGCUCAGCAGGAGAUUAAAAAUGCAGAAUCCAUUUUGGAGUAUGAGAGGAUGGCAGAGAUUGGCUUUGACAAACGAGACUUCAGAAUGGUAGUUUUUUGUAUGGACCGAGCACUGGAGUCUGCACCGGCCUGUCACAGGUUUAAGGUUCUGAAGGCAGAGUGUUUGGCUAUGCUAGGCCGCUACCCAGAAGCCCAGUCUGUUGCCAGUGAUAUCUUACGGAUGGACUCGACCAAUGGUGAUGCUCUGUAUGUGCGUGGCUUGUGUCUCUACUAUGAGGAUUGUAUUGAUAAAGCGGUCCAGUUCUUCAUCCAGGCACUUCGCAUGGCACCAGACCAUGAAAAAGCCAGACUGGCCUGCAGGGUAAGUGAUUCAUUAAGUGUGUUUUGAUUAAAUACACAGGAAUGCACAUCUGUCAGUUGUAGCACAGUUAGGGCAGCUACAACUACAACUAGCUGAGGAUCAACUGGAUGAGUGAUUUCUGUCACUCUAGAUUUGUGUGUGAUUCAACCCCAAAGAUUAGAAUUUGUUGAGCAACCUUCACAAUUGAUGACCUCCAGGUAAUGUUUUCGCUUUCUGUACCUUUCUGCUGUUGGGUUUUUAGCUUACUCUUCAUGUGCAAAAACUCCCAA